UUUUGUUAAACCGUUUGGAGGAGGGAAGUGGGGGUCGGAGAAGAGCCGCCCACCGAGGGGACAAGGGGGACCAGGGCUCCCCGGCGCCGGGUCCAGGAUGGACGUGGCGGACCCGCAGCAGCUGGGCAUGUUCACGGAGGGCGAGCUGAUGUCCGUGGGCAUGGACACCUUCAUCCACCGCAUCGACUCCACGGAGGUCAUCUACCAGCCCCGCCGCAAGCGGGCCAAACUCAUCGGCAAGUACCUGAUGGGGGACUUGCUGGGGGAGGGCUCCUACGGCAAGGUGAAGGAGGUGCUGGACUCGGAGACGCUGUGCCGGAGGGCCGUCAAGAUCCUCAAGAAGAAGAAGUUGCGGCGGAUCCCCAACGGGGAGGCCAACGUGAAGAAGGAGAUCCAGCUCCUGAGGCGUCUGCGGCACAGAAACGUCAUCCAGCUGGUAGACGUGCUAUACAACGAGGAGAAGCAAAAGAUGUAUAUGGUGAUGGAGUACUGCGUGUGUGGCAUGCAGGAGAUGCUGGACAGUGUGCCCGAGAAGCGCUUCCCUGUGUGCCAAGCCCAUGGGUACUUCUGCCAGCUCAUCGACGGACUGGAGUACCUGCACAGCCAGGGUAUCGUGCACAAGGACAUCAAACCCGGCAAUCUGCUGCUCACCACCAGUGGCACACUCAAGAUCUCCGACCUGGGUGUCGCGGAGGCCCUGCACCCUUUUGCUGCGGAUGACACUUGCCGGACAAGCCAGGGCUCCCCAGCAUUCCAGCCACCUGAAAUUGCCAAUGGCCUGGACACCUUCUCUGGCUUCAAGGUGGACAUCUGGUCAGCUGGAGUCACACUCUACAACAUCACAACGGGCCUGUACCCAUUUGAAGGGGACAACAUCUACAAGCUGUUCGAGAACAUUGGGAAGGGGGACUACACGAUCCCGGGUGACUGUGGCCCCCCGCUCUCUGACCUGCUCAAAGGGAUGCUGGAGUACGAGCCCACCAAGAGGUUCUCCAUACGGCAGAUCCGGCAGCACAGCUGGUUCCGGAAGAAGCAUCCAUUGGCAGAGGCCUUGGUGCCCAUCCCGCCCAGCCCAGACACCAAGGACCGCUGGCGCAGCAUGACAGUCGUGCCCUACCUGGAGGACCUACAUGGCCGCACUGAUGAGGAUGAGGAUGAGGACCUCUUUGACAUUGAGGAUGGCAUCAUCUACACCCAGGACUUCACCGUGCCUGGUCCCAGAAGAGGAGGCCAGUCAGAAUGGACAGAGCCACAGCCUGCCCAAGGCUGUGUGCAUGAAUGGCACAGAGUCGGCGCAGCUGAGCUCCAAGACCAAGGUGGAGUGCCGGGCCAGUGCCACCAACCCUGCCCGCAAGGCCUGCUCCAGCAGCAAGAUCCGCCGACUCUCAGCCUGCAAGCAGCAGUGAGGGCCCAGCCUGCAGGUGCCUGUUUCCAGGAGCCCUGGCCAGGUGCCGUGGCCCAGACCUUCCUCAGUCUUCCUGUCAGCUCUUGGUCCACUGCCUGCCCAGGAAGGUGGCCGCCAUGCCUCUGUGCUGACUGCUCAGGACGUCGGGAGCACAAGGGCCAGGACUGGGGUUGGCAGGGACUUGGGCCUGGCCCUGCCCUCACCGCCCUGCACACAGCACCGCUGGACAGUAGGCACCACUUGACUUUGUGUGGAGCCUCCCCAGGGAGAGGGAGGGAGGGGGGGGCCUGGCCUCUGAGAUGCACUUUAUGUUGCCACCUCCGUGGUCCUCACUGUGCUCCUGCCGGCUGGAGACCAGGCCUCCUGCAGGAGCACCGAGGGAGCCUUGCUUUUGUCAUUUGGUUGGUUCCUUUUCUUUUCUAAAUAAACAGGUGGAUUUGA
Messenger RNA from Marmota monax (woodchuck), 1846 nucleotides. It is a transcript of the gene Stk11, whose product is annotated as serine/threonine kinase 11. The coding region runs from base 98 to 1828 and encodes 576 amino acids. Gene Ontology annotation, cellular component: nucleus; cytoplasm. The record is from RefSeq and is a predicted model, not a curated record. The transcript has 10 exons. NCBI's taxonomy places the organism in Eukaryota, Metazoa, Chordata, Mammalia, Rodentia, Sciuridae. Gene Ontology annotation, biological process: glucose homeostasis; establishment of cell polarity; positive regulation of vesicle transport along microtubule. Gene Ontology annotation, molecular function: protein serine/threonine kinase activity; ATP binding; protein kinase activator activity.